Molecule: messenger RNA, 3954 nt
Organism: Pristis pectinata (smalltooth sawfish)
Lineage: Eukaryota; Metazoa; Chordata; Chondrichthyes; Rhinopristiformes; Pristidae
Exons: 5
Coding region: 451-933 (160 amino acids)
Source: RefSeq, a predicted model, not a curated record
UGCUGAAUAGUGUCUGGAGAAAGAGACCUUGUCCAUAAAACAAUCUGAUGCACUGGAUUGUGAAGGGGAAUCAAAUAAUACCGGCAUUUAGUUUAGUGAGCUUUCUACCCUUUGUCUUGUUAAGUUGCCUUAUUUGAAGCAACUAUUUUAGUUUCAGCCACCCUAUGAUGGUUUAAAAUCGUGCUGUUACCUGUUAAUUUUUUGCUUUUUUUAAAAAAUCAAUUGGAAUGUAGAUAUUUAAAGGGACACACAGCAGUUUUGUACCUGGCCUUUCCCAAGAUGUAGGAUAUUUUUUGAUGGAUAAUCUUGAAGAGGAUGACUGAUCUCCUUAAAUGGAGGGGUGUGAUAUUCAUCUGGAGACCAUGUUAGUAUGAUCUUGCCAAGAAUGUACCUGGUUAUCUGUCGGAUUGAGCUCCACCAAGAGACAAAGGGUUGGAUCACCUCUGGAAGAUGUCACUGCUGAUAUUCAACGUUGACUACAACAUAACCAACGUGGCGGCUUCCUUCCUCAGCAUGGAGCCUGGAACAGAGCACGUCAACAUCACAGACAGGGUAACAUUUCAGACUGUCACCAUGGUGACUAAUGGUACCAACACAACUGCCACUCCACUGCCCGAUGCAGAAAUUGGGAGGUCAAGAAUGGGGCUGGUGCUUGUUCCUGUUGGAGUAAUCACUAUUAUAGCAUUAGCUGUGGCCAUGGUUCUGUACAUCAGGAAGAGAAAGAGGCUUGAGAAGCUACGGCACCAGCUGAUGCCAAUGUACAACUUUGACCCUGGCGAGGAGCAAGACGAGCUGGAACAGGAGCUACUUGACCACGGUCGAGAUGCAACUUCACAGGGGUCACAGAGCAAGAUCUUGAUGCCAAGUCAAGGAUCAUUGCAGAGGCCCAGCAGACUGGUGUUCACUGAUGUGGCCAAUGCCAUUAAUGCUUGAACAAUACUUCAGCUCCAACACUGAUGGACAACACCAAGGUGGUCACCUGACACACUUCCAGUCAUGUGAACAUUCCUAUGGAUGCCUGCUUUGUCUCCCCUCUUCUGGAUGUCCAAACCAAUUGUCAAUCACUGGCCACUUGGGGUAAUUUUGUGUACUUAAGGGAAUGGUUUCUCAAGGCGGGUGACACGAGGACACCUUGGGCUGGUUCCAGUGAGGUUGAAUGGGCAGCACUUCUCCACUUUGCAUUUCAUCCAUCUUGGGUCAAUACCUGGCGCUAACUCCCCUCCACCUCAUCAAACCUACCCUACCAUGUUGGGGAGGAUUUACUUGCUCCCGUUACCAAUCUGGUUGCAACAAUCAUCUGCUUCCGCCUGGCCAGUAGGUACACAAAUGGAGCUGAAUACUGUGUCCAACCCCGGCACAGCCACCAAAGUCAAAGUUGAGUUUAUUGUCAAAUGCACAAGUACAUGUAUGCACAGGUGCAAUGAAAAACUUACUUGCAGCAGCAUCACAGGCACAUAGCAUUGGAGACACAAAAUUCACAAGAAAAAUAAGUUAAACAUAAAUUGUACUAAAUUAUACAAGAACGAACACAAUUAGAACCAAUUCCAUUGUAGUGCAAAGUGGUGAUAGUGCUGCUUUACCGAGGUGGUGAUUAGGGUUGUGCAGGUUGGUUCAAGAACUGAAUGGUUGAAUCACUUCCACCGCUACUGUGGAAGAGGAAGAGCCUGGUUGAGUCUUAAUUGGCUCAAAGAGACAUACAGCACAGAAACAGGCCCUUUGGCCCAACUCGUCCAAUCCGACCAAGAUGCCCAUCUAAGCUGGUCCCAUUUCCCUGCGUUUGACCCAUACCCCUCUUUCCCCAAGGCUAACUGAUUAAGAAAUUGCUUAUCAUCUGGCAGGCUCUUCCAGCCUGCACGGAAACACUGCAUGCUGCUCUUUCAUUCACCUCUUCACCCUCUCCCCUUCCCUCAUCACCCCUUUCCUUAUGUCCCUCAAACCACUCCCAAUUACAACUCCACCACCCCCAAUUCUGGAGGAACUGCCACCAUGCCCAUUGGCAUUCAGUCUUCCAGGACCAAUUCAAUCAGACCCUGAGCAAGGAUGUUUUAACAGCUCACAGAUGAGAUUUCUCUGUAUAGGGGAGAGGUGGAGCCAGGAUCCUUCCCAAAAAUAAUGACCAAAGUUAAAACUACUGCUUUUCUGUAUUAGGGUAAAGAUAUUCAAUGUCUAUUUGUCAUUUUAUAUCCAAAAACUUUUUUUUAAAAAUUGUUUAAAAUUUUUUAAGAAUUUUAUUUACAGCCUGGUAACAGGCCCUUCCGGUCCAACGAGUCCACGCCACCCAUUUUAAACCCAAAUUAACCUACCCAUACGUCUUUGCGAUGUGGGAGGAAACCAGAGCACCCGGAGGAAACCCAUGCAGACACAGGAGAACGUACAAACUCCUUAGACAGCGAUGGGAAUCGAACCCCGAUUGCUGGCGCUGUAAUAGCGUCGCGCUAACCGCUACGCUACUGUGCCGCCCUGGCAUUUGUUAUCAGUGACAUGUAUAACUCACUGGCUGCAUGUGUAUUGUGGCCACAUUACAAUUGGACCCCCACCUCUUGGUCAGAGGGUUGGGGGUUCAAGACCUAUUUCAGAAUUCUGAGUGUUAAAACCAGGCUUGACACUCAAUUGAUGUGCUGGGAAGUGCAGAGCUUUCGAGGGUGCAUGAGACUUUGAAGCAAGACUCCAUCCAUACACAACAGUGAGUUAUCUGCAUUCCUGGGCUCUAUUUAUUUAUAUUUAAUCCUCAGUCACUAAACUAGACAAUCUGCUCAUUAUUACAUUACUGCUAGUCAGAGCUUGAUGUGUGCAACUUGGUGGCUGCAUCUCCCAAAAUGCAACAGAGACUGCACUUCAGUUGGGACAUGUUGAAAUCAUAAAAGGCACUAUAUAAAUGCGUUAUGUGAUAGAAUUUGACAAAAUCAAUACAAGGCAUUGAGAAGUGAUUGUAGGCUGUCUAACAAGGACAACAUCCAAUGCCUGGGUCUACCUUGCUCAGUUACACCACCGCUUUAAUUUGUUAAUUUUGUUGGAUGUCAACAUUGCUGGCGGGGCCAGCAUGUAUUGCCCAUCCUUAUCUGCCCAUAACAAGGUGGUGGUGAGCCACCUCUCGAUCUGCUGCAGUUCCUUUGCGUUGUUUGUUGCAGAUGAAGCCAUUGCUAUGUACAACUUAGCCACAGUUUAUCCCUUGAAGGUUAAGGCUGAGAGCUGGUUGCUUGUUCCAAUAGACUCUCACCCUUGACGACUGCUGGCUCCCAAAAUGGUCAUCACAGUAGCCUCCACCAUCAGCUCACUUCCUCAAGGGCCCCCUGAUGGUGUCUCACCAGUUGGGAAUCACUGGCUGCUCAUUGACUCUAUGGAACCAGGGCCGGAGACCCAAAAAUCAGGGGGGUGGUGGUGGGGAUGGGGAUGGGUGGGUGGCUGGGCCCAAGCAUAAACAUACAGCCACAAGGACCACACCUUCCCUGAGAAGUGACUGGUGCUGGACUUUGAUGGUCAUUCAUGGCUCGGUCAGUAGUAGCAACCAGAAGACCCAAGGCCCAAGAACUGUAGGCUUUUUAGGCUCUACAAUUGCACCUGUGUUCAAGGCUCCUCUUCCCAAAGGCAAAGCCUGUACUGGGGGCAGAGGCAGGGAGAGUGGGCUGGCAGUGGACGUGGGGGAAGCAGCAGAUGACAAGUAGAACAAUGUGCGACAAAGCCUGGGGAGAUGCAGCAGCACUCUAUAUACAGUAUAUGCUCCCUUACAAAGUGGGCCGUACCUCUCCAAGCUUUGUCACAGCCCUGAGGGAGACAAGAACGUUGGAGAUCAUUGUGGCAAAACACAGCAGAUGUGUCCAUGGGUGGUGCAGACACAAAGUGGUAUACAGUUUAGAUUUAUGCAUCUCAGCUUUGUUCUUGUAAGUCCUCUUUACUUAUUUAUCUUCAGUACAUUUAAGUCAGUGUAUUUCCCAAUAUUAAAAACAAUGAAAUAAA